Messenger RNA from Haliotis rufescens (red abalone), 1182 nucleotides. RefSeq names its product E3 ubiquitin-protein ligase TRIM56-like. The coding region runs from base 1 to 1182 and encodes 393 amino acids. The transcript is spliced from 2 exons. Gene Ontology annotation, molecular function: zinc ion binding. NCBI's taxonomy places the organism in Eukaryota, Metazoa, Mollusca, Gastropoda, Lepetellida, Haliotidae. The record is from RefSeq and is a predicted model, not a curated record.
AUGACCAAAGUAGCCAACUCAAACAGGCCAGUUGAAGAGUGGGCACAGGAGGUGAAACCAACCUUUUUGAUUCAGGGUCUCUUGGAUUCAUUUAAUCCCAAGACAAAAGAUACCCCGAAGUGCAUCCUAUGUAGUGAUGAAGGAGCGGCACCUCCAGCCACUGCUUGGUGUGCUGACUGUGACAUCAGUCUUUGUGAGGGAUGCCAGAAGGCUCACAGACGUAUUCCUGCCACUCGUCAUCAUGACGUAUCUGACCUGUCCACAGAGGUCAAAAUCAACCAAAGACGCAAACCAUUCUGUAAGCAACAUCCAGAUCAAAGCAUGCAGUUCUACUGCAAAGAUUGUAAGAAACUGCAAUGUCAAUCCUGUUGCAUCUUGUAUCACAGAAAGUGUGAGGCAAUUCUACCGUUUGAAUCUGUUAUGCCAGAACUGAUCAGCUGUGUUACGGGAGUUAAGGAAAGACUAGCGUCUCAUUUACAAGCAACAGACAGUUUGCUAACAGAUUUAGAAACCAAACGGACUGAGGUAAUAAAGAACAGAGUCACCGUUCAGUGUCAGAUCCGAUCUACAAUCCAGAGAGUCACAGAAGCCGUAAAGAAAAAGGAACGACCACUCCUGGACCAACUGGAUGACGCCACUGAGAAACAUAUCGAGCGACUGAAAACUGAAAUGAAGUCUGAAGAGAUGGUCAAGCAGAUGAUAAGUCAUCACUCUGUGAUGAUAGACAGAGCUCUGGAGUCUGGAAGUGAAAUGGACAUCUAUGAGAUGUACCUGUGGUGUGAGUCAGAGGAGUUUCCAACAGUACACGACCCAGAUUCAGAUAUAACAUAUGAACUGAGAGAGAAAGUAUGUUUUAUGCAUGAUUGUGAAGAGAUCUGUAACAAUAUACACGAGGUAAGCUUGGGUGAAAUUGAUACCAUAUAUGAAGAUGUGUUUGAUUCUACAUCGACAUCAGUUCUGCACGACACAGUGGACAUACAAACAGAAGAUGAGACAAGUUUACCUCAUGUUUAUGACGUGGCAGUGUUCAAUGAAGGAGGUACAGACACCAUAGUUGUAACUGAUAAUAACAACAAGUGCGUCAAAUCCUUCUACACACGCAAUACUAAACCCUGUCAGAGCUUUCUGUUCAGAGCCCCCUUCGGCGGAUUGCAAAACUUAAUGCCCAUCACAUGGCUGUGA